Molecule: messenger RNA, 1131 nt
Organism: Neogale vison (American mink)
Lineage: Eukaryota; Metazoa; Chordata; Mammalia; Carnivora; Mustelidae
Gene: ACTBL2
Product: actin beta like 2
Exons: 1
Coding region: 1-1131 (376 amino acids)
Biological process (GO): cell motility; axonogenesis
Cellular component (GO): membrane; NuA4 histone acetyltransferase complex; axon
Molecular function (GO): protein kinase binding; nucleosomal DNA binding
Source: RefSeq, a predicted model, not a curated record
AUGACUGAUGAUGAGCUGUCUGCCUUGGUGGUAGAUAAUGGGUCAGGGAUGUGCAAGGCAGGUUUUGGUGGUGAUGAUGCCCCCCGGGCUGUGUUCCCCUCCAUGGUAGGACGUCCCCGGCAUCAGGGGGUCAUGGUUGGCAUGGGACAGAAGGACUGCUACGUGGGGGAUGAGGCUCAGAGCAAGAGAGGCAUCCUGACUCUUAAGUAUCCAAUUGAACAUGGAGUGGUCACCAACUGGGACGACAUGGAGAAGAUCUGGCACCACACUUUCUACAACGAACUUCGUGUGGCACCAGAUGAGCAUCCUAUCCUCCUCACCGAGGCUCCUCUCAACCCCAAGAUCAACCGGGAAAAGAUGACUCAGAUCAUGUUUGAGGCCUUCAAUACACCGGCUAUGUAUGUGGCUAUCCAGGCUGUGCUCUCCCUCUAUGCCUCCGGGCGGACUACAGGCAUCGUAAUGGAUUCUGGGGAUGGGGUUACUCAUACCGUGCCCAUCUAUGAAGGUUAUGCUCUGCCUCAUGCCAUUCUACGCCUGGAUCUGGCUGGCAGAGACCUGACUGACUAUCUCAUGAAGAUUCUGACAGAACGAGGUUACAACUUCACCACCACAGCCGAGCGGGAGAUUGUUCGUGAUGUCAAAGAGAAGCUGUGCUAUGUGGCCCUGGACUUUGAGCAAGAGAUGGUCAGUGCUGCUGCAUCCUCCUCACUUGAAAGAAGCUAUGAGCUUCCUGAUGGGCAAGUCAUCACCAUUGGUAAUGAACGCUUUCGAUGCCCUGAAUCCAUUUUCCAGCCCUCCUUCCUGGGCAUUGAGUCAAGUGGGAUCCAUGAGACAACUUUCAACUCUAUCAUGAAGUGCGAUGUGGAUAUUCGCAAGGAUCUAUAUGCCAACAUCGUGUUGUCUGGAGGCAGCACCAUGUAUCCUGGCAUUGCUGACCGGAUGCAGAAGGAAAUCAUAACCCUGGCACCUAGCACCAUGAAAAUCAAGAUCAUAGCUCCCCCAGAGAGGAAGUAUUCCGUUUGGAUUGGGGGCUCCAUUCUGGCCAGCCUGUCUACAUUCCAGCAGAUGUGGAUCAGUAAGCAAGAAUAUGAUGAGGCUGGUCCUCCCAUAGUUCAUAGAAAAUGUUUCUGA